Messenger RNA from Microtus ochrogaster (prairie vole), 847 nucleotides. RefSeq names its product apolipoprotein L3-like. NCBI's taxonomy places the organism in Eukaryota, Metazoa, Chordata, Mammalia, Rodentia, Cricetidae. Gene Ontology annotation, cellular component: extracellular region; membrane. Gene Ontology annotation, biological process: lipid transport; lipoprotein metabolic process. The record is from RefSeq and is a predicted model, not a curated record. Gene Ontology annotation, molecular function: lipid binding.
AUGGUUUAUAUUAUAUUUAGGAAAGUGAAAGAUGCGUCACGUGAGAAGGAAAGGUUUCUGGAAGUUUAUCCUCAGAUGAAACAGGAGCUUGAGGAGAGCAUCAGGAAGCUCCUCGCCCUUGCAGACAAGAUUGACAAGGUGCACAGGGGCUGCUCCAUCACACAAGUGGUGGCCAAGUCCACCGGUGCUGCAUCUGGAGUCCUGACAGUCAUUGGUCUUGCUCUGGCACCUGUGUCAGCAGGAGUCAGUCUGGGACUUUCAGCCACAGGCUUGGGACUUGGGGCGGCAGCAGCUGUGACAAGUGUUUCCACAACCAUUGUGGAAAAGGUGAGCACGGCGUCAUUAGAAGCUGAAGCUAGAGAGCUUCUGAAAGAGAGCAAAGACACUGCGAAUGACAUUAAAAACAACAACACUGAGAAGGACAUUACAGAAUCAUUGGAGAAGAUCACUACCAGGCUUGUUUCUGUAUCUAAGCAAUUUGUUAAGAAUGUGGAUGACAUAAAGAAGAACAUCGAUGCCAUCAAGCUGGAAAAAGCCAACCCUCGCCUAGCAAAUAAAGCUAAGCGUCUAAUGACCACAGGGAAAGUGUCAGCCAAAAGCACGAAAGAGGUGAAGAAAGCCUUUGGAGGCACUGCUCUGGUAAUGACCAAAAACGACCGGAUCAUUGCUGCAGCCACUGCAAGUCACUCCCUAGCACUAGAUAUAAUUAGCAUCAUAGAAGACACAAAGCAUUUGCAGGAGGGUGCAGAGUUUGCUGCAAAGCUGCGGCAGAAGGCUCAGGAAUUGAAGCAGAAAUUGCAGGAGCUCAUCCGGGUUCAUGACAGCCUGACUCAGUGACCUCUUCUUC